GAGAUUGACAGAGAGUGUGAAAGUUUUGUUUUAAGUGAAACUGAGAAUCAUAAAGUGAGAGAGAGAGGAGUCGAGUUUUGUUCUUAGAGAAAGAGUGAAACUGAGGAGAAGAUGGGAAGCGGAAAAAAGAAAAUCGAGAUUAAAAGAGUAGAGAAGGGCGGGCAGAGAAUGGUGACAUUCUCCAAGAGACGUCAGGGUCUCUUCAACAAAGCCCGACAACUCCGAUCCCUCACUGGCGCCGACAUCGCUAUCCUCACCUUCUCCCCCGCUGGCCGUCCCUACACUCACGGCGAACCCUCCUUCGACGCCCUUGUCGACCGUUACCUCAACACCGCCGCCGCCGGAGAGAAGGCAGAAGAGGGUUGUGAGGCUGCCGCCGCGAACCACCACCGGUUGAGUUCGUGGUUGGAUGCUCUGCAAUUCGAUGCGAGUGAUAGCAUUGAAGAUUUGGAAAUCUUGAAGAAAGGGCUUGAAGAGAUCGCAGCGAAAGUGGCUGAGAAAAUUGAUGACGUUUUUGUUGAUUCUUUGCUCGUUUGAUGAUGAAUUUAAUUGAAUUAUAUGAUGUAAUUAAGCAUUUUUUUUUAUAUUAGGUAUGGCUUAUAAGCUGUUUGACAAGUUGACUCACUCAAAUUUUGUUUAGGAUUAUGUAUGUAAUGUUAGUAUGUUCCACCAUUCAUUAUGAGAAGAGUUGAAUUUAUUCAUCC
Messenger RNA from Camellia sinensis, 704 nucleotides. Its product is annotated as agamous-like MADS-box protein AGL29. Lineage: Eukaryota; Viridiplantae; Streptophyta; Magnoliopsida; Ericales; Theaceae. Gene Ontology annotation, molecular function: DNA-binding transcription factor activity, RNA polymerase II-specific; RNA polymerase II cis-regulatory region sequence-specific DNA binding; protein dimerization activity. The record is from RefSeq and is a predicted model, not a curated record. Gene Ontology annotation, biological process: regulation of transcription by RNA polymerase II.